UUAUUACUUAUUCAUAAAAAUGGCAGCAACCUCCCUUUCCAUUUCCAUAUCGAUAGUGGCAGUGGCUAUCUGGAUCUUGUUAUGUCGAUAGUGCUUGGAUAAUGCACUUCAUCAACUUGUUGCUGCUGCAUCUGGAUCAUCUGCCCUUCAACUUAAACAAGCCAAGGCUUUGCAAGAGACUGGGUGGUGGCCAUCCACUAUUGCCCAAGCCAGUAGUAAUUAUUCAAGUGCUUGCCACUGGGAUGGUAUUACUUGCAAUGCUGGUGGAAGCGUGAUCUUUUCAAAGUUUGCGAGGGUCGAAUUCCAGACAGUUUUGAUCUGUAUCAUAAAUCCCACACAUUAUCUGGCAAUAUGGAUUUAUGCGGUCAGUUCAAGAUUUUCCCUCCAUGUCGCAAAAGCAAAAAACCAAUUGUAACCAAAAUGAAAAUUUUUGCUCCCAUCACCAUUUUACUCGGAUUCCUAGUUAUUGGGGGUAUUCUCUUGUCUCGUUGUGUGUUCAAGAAAAAUCAGUUUGAGUUAAGAAAAUCUAAGAAUGGGAACUUAUUCUCGAUAUGGAAUUAUGACGGACAUAUUGCAUAUGAAGACAUCAUAGAAGCAACUGAGGAUUUUGACAUCAGAUAUUGCAUUGGAACUGGUGGAUAUGGUAGCGUUUACAAAGUAGAAUUACCAAGCGGAAAUGUGGUUGCCAUAAAGAAACUUCAUCAGAGUGAGGCUGAAAAUCCAGUUUUUUAUAGGAGCUUUAUAAAUGAGGUGAGGGUAUUAACAGAGAUUCGACAUCGAAAUAUUGUGAAGCUGCAUGGGUUCUGUGUACAUAAAGGAUGCAAAUUUUUAAUUUAUGAGUACAUGGAAAGGGGAAGCCUAUUUUGUGUGCUAAGAAAUGUUAAUGAAGCUAUGGAAUUGGAUUGGACCAAGAGGGUAAACAUCAUCAAAGGCAUAGCACACGCCUUAUCUUACAUGCAUCAUGAAUGCAUCCCAGCAAUUGUUCAUAGAGAUGUAUCAUCCAACAACAUUUUGCUGAACUCCGAAUUCCAAGGUUUUAUAUCUGACUUUGGAACUGCUAAACUCCUUGAUCCUAACUCCUCCAAUCAAACAUUGGUUGCUGGCACUUAUGGUUACAUUGCUCCAGAGUUUGCCUACACAAUGACAAUUACUGAAAAAUGCGAUGUAUAUAGCUUUGGAGUGGUGGCACUAGAAGUAUUAAUGGGAAGGCAUCCGGGAGAACUCUUGUCCUCAUUAUCAUCAUCAUCAUCAUCAUCAUCUCAAAAUAUGAUGCUAAAUGAAAUAUUAGACCAACGCCUGCCACCUCCCAAUGGUCUAAUUGGACAAGAGAUUUUGCUUGUUGCUACAAUAGCAUUUGCAUGCCUGCACACUCAACCAAAGUCUCGACCUACAAUGAAAUGUGUGUCACAAGAAUUUCUCUCUUGCAGGAAGCCAAAUCUCAUACCAUUGACUGCGGUUUCACUCCUGCAACUGAGGAAACAAGCAACAUAUGUGGCUGGAUCAGGAUUUGCUUAUUGUUAGGAUGUUUUGUGUGAUGUCAAUGUGUCGUUUACAUUUGUCGGUCUUUUUCUAAGAAAAAUAUUAUUUGUAAGCAUUCUAAA
Messenger RNA from Juglans microcarpa x Juglans regia, 1601 nucleotides. RefSeq names its product MDIS1-interacting receptor like kinase 2-like. The coding region runs from base 352 to 1521 and encodes 389 amino acids. The record is from RefSeq and is a predicted model, not a curated record. Gene Ontology annotation, biological process: protein phosphorylation. Lineage: Eukaryota; Viridiplantae; Streptophyta; Magnoliopsida; Fagales; Juglandaceae. Gene Ontology annotation, molecular function: ATP binding; protein kinase activity. The transcript is spliced from 3 exons.